Danio rerio (zebrafish) is the source of this 1135-nucleotide messenger RNA. The record is from RefSeq and is a predicted model, not a curated record. NCBI's taxonomy places the organism in Eukaryota, Metazoa, Chordata, Actinopteri, Cypriniformes, Danionidae.
AUUUGACUCAUGAAUGUUGAAACAGCGUUCAUCACAUUUGGCAUCAGGUUUAUUCACUUGGUUCUUGACACUUUGAUGCAUGAGUGUAUUGAUUUGCAUGUUUCUCAGAAGUAUCUUCACAGCUUCAGACCUGCACCUUCUGGCAGAGGCAGGACUGUGCUCUGGUGAGCUGUACUCCUUCUGUUCACUCUCUGUGACAGACGUCUACAUUACUUUCAGAGGUGGAUUUGAAGACUUCAACAUCAUGCAUCACUUCUUGCUGGGAUUCUCAGUCAUGGCAUUGAUUUACCUGUCAGCUGAAGGAAGCAUCAUUGUAUUCCAGAAGCCCAGAUUUAUUGGCGUUAAGACAGGUCGGACUGUGAUCAUAUACUGUGUGCCGUCGAAUCCCACUCGCGGGCCAGCUCGUGUACAGUGGUUCAAAAACAAGAAUUACCAAAGCUCACUUACGAAUGACCAGAGAAUAACAAUUAACGACAGGAACAAUGAUAAAAAUGCUUCCAUUACUUUAAAGAAAGUGGAGACUGAGGACAGUGGCACUUACGUUUGUAAAUUAAAUGAUACAUUCGGACCAGGAACUGAACUUCAAGUAUCCAGAUUUAGCGAGCCUCAUGCUGUCUUGAUGAGAUCUAGAGUUAAGGAUGUCAUCAUUUUCCUUCAGGCUUUCCUCUUGGUUUUGUGCAUUGUCGUUCCUCUGGUUCGACUUUACAAACUGGAGAAGAAAGAAGAGGCUGAAUAUGAGGAGCCAGAGGAUGACCACAUAUAUGAGGGUUUGGAAAUCGAGCAGGUUGGUGGAGAUGUGUAUGAGGACAUCUCAACGUUUGCCCAGAGCAGUGAUGCAGCUUGGCAAGUUGAGUCUCCAUGCCAAGAGUGAGAAAAACCAACGAUAUCUCACACCAUUUCAUACUUUUUUGAUUUAGUGGCUAAUUUGUAUCAAUUUGAAUGAGCGCAUUCAUACAUUUUAGUAUGAUUUGCUCAUCCCCCAAUGACAGUUGGGUGUUAGGAUGGGGUUUGGUGCUUAGUUUGGUAUUAGAAAACUUUACAUUUUAAUAAUAAUCUAAUAAUCACCAGAUCUCAGCUUUAACACCAGACGCAGGUGGAUGCUUUCAGUCUCAUUGUUUGUGUUUUGUGUAUAUAU